AUGCAUCCUCUCCUCGGCUUCGACAACAUCGGCACCAAGUCUGAUCAGUACUGGAAAUAUGCCGCAGAAAAUGGCCAAAUUCUCCUCAGGCACUUGCGGACACUUAGGCUGGACUCUGCAAACCUGGACCUGCGCUCUCCGGACAGAUUGAACGACCUUCUCCUCGUCUCGUUCCCAUGUGCUCUACUGGUGACUGUUAUCUACGCGAAUUACUGCUGGAGGACGAAGGAAAAGGUUCUCCCCGGCACUAGGGAAGCGCUCCUGUCACUAUAUGCGUUUAUCACCCCCACCCAAUCCUUCUGGCCGGUACAAUAUCUCUCACUUGCUCGCUCAGCUGCCACGUCUAAUAAACGGGCCAUGCAUCUGCCUUUGGGGACCCUCUACCGCGAUCUGCUAGACGAUGCUAUAGAGCUCAGGAAUCCUCGAGAGCAUCUCCCACUUCUGUUAUCCGACAAAUUGUCAGUCCCCACUCGUAUCCGCAUCGACAUUGAGCUCUUCUGGUGGUUCAAGCUACUAUGGUUCAUGUUCUCCUGCUAUAUGCGUAGCGGUCGACCCUCUGUCGCGCUUAUUACUAGGCACGAAGGCGCAAACGACCCGAUCACGCGUAGCCCACCGCUCCCUCGCUCCCCACCUCCGCCUUACCCACGUGCCACGCACGAACAUGCAGACAUCCACGCCGCAUCGGCGCCCCCGUCCACGCUUUUUUUCAGCAUGCUCUACGAAAACGCGCCCUCAGUCUCGCUCGACUGCGUGCCCUACCACGCGCUCGAGCGCGCCAUCCGCAAGCUCCAGAGCACGCUCACCCCCGGCGCCCACCUUACCAUCGGUCUCACCACACGCGCCGGCCCCGCCUCACAAACGUUCAGCGACCCGCGCACCAUCCUCACCGCACUGCCCUUCUUCCCCCGCGCAUACCUCCGCGGCCGGGCCUCCGACGCGGGCGAGCGCAGGACGACGACGCCGUUGUUCGCGACGCUCCCGCGCGUGCUCGGGCUGCUGACAUCCGGGCGCGCGCCGCUGAGCGUCGUGCUCGUGCGGAACGUGUCAGCGGAGUACGCGGUGUUCCUCCGGCGGACGGCGCACGCGCUCGAGGACGACUGGGAGAUCCGGGACGCGUUCGUGCGCGAGUGGGGCGCGAGGGCGUGGCGGGAGGAGCGGGUGUGCACGAUGUGGGAGGCGGCGCUCGUGGAUGCGGGGUUGUUGGCGGGCUGGGCGGUGGUGGUGCGCAAGCCGGAAUGA
Messenger RNA from Trametes versicolor FP-101664 SS1, 1239 nucleotides. RefSeq lists its product as uncharacterized. The transcript has 3 exons. The record is from RefSeq and is a predicted model, not a curated record. NCBI's taxonomy places the organism in Eukaryota, Fungi, Basidiomycota, Agaricomycetes, Polyporales, Polyporaceae. Bases 1 to 1239 code for a protein of 412 amino acids.